This is a messenger RNA of Cyprinodon tularosa, 1384 nucleotides long. RefSeq names its product v-crk avian sarcoma virus CT10 oncogene homolog-like (gene crkl). Gene Ontology annotation, biological process: positive regulation of ERK1 and ERK2 cascade. The transcript is spliced from 4 exons. Gene Ontology annotation, molecular function: protein binding. The record is from RefSeq and is a predicted model, not a curated record. Bases 569 to 1369 code for a protein of 266 amino acids. Lineage: Eukaryota; Metazoa; Chordata; Actinopteri; Cyprinodontiformes; Cyprinodontidae.
UUCACUCGUUGAGUGACGUCCUGCUAGAAAGCGGGACCAGCCCUCCUGUCGCCAUUUUUCUCUCCAACCCUCGCACUUCUGGUUUCCUGAGCGAGCGGAGGACAAAAUCAAAAAUAACGGCAAGUUGAUGACAAAAUAUCGGUCAGGUCAGGAUAGUGCGCCAGCGGUAAGGGAAUGCAGCCCCUGAGAUGCACCAGCGGCGGAUAAACGGCUGUUCUCAAGUCACUUUUUGUGUGAAGACGUGUUGCGGGCCGCCAUUUUUUCCUGCGCUGCCUAUGAAGUCUGCUCGAACCCGAGAGAGGGAACUCACCGACCUGCCUUACCGUUAAACCGAGAGGAUUUGAAGCGGAACGAAAAGGAGGAAGCUUAAUCGAUCAUUUCUUGCUUUCGGGCCCUUCUCGGUGUUUUUUGUUUCGUCGACGAAGCUGCGUUUCUACAGAAAUCACUGGAAAACGUACAGGGGCGACGAAUGCCCUGCCCUGAACCUAUUGAAUCCUCUACUUUGGAUCAACGCUGAGCUUUCUUUUAUUUAUAUUUAUAUAAUUUAUUUUUUGGUGGGGAAACAGACAUGUCAACGGCUCGGUUCGACUCUUGUGAUCGGUCCUCCUGGUAUUUUGGACCGGUUUCUCGACAGGAGGCACAGAACAGGUUACAGGGACAGAGGCAUGGGAUGUUUCUGGUUCGAGACUCCUCUACCUGCCCCGGGGACUAUGUCCUGUCUGUGUCUGAAAACUCCAAAGUGUCUCACUAUAUCAUUAACUCUUUGCCCAGCAAAAAAUUUAAGAUAGGCGAUCAGGAGUUUGAUAACCUCCCUGCUCUUCUGGAGUUCUACAAAAUCCACUAUCUGGAUACAACUACGCUAAUAGAGCCUGCCCCCAGGUAUCCAAGCACGAUCACUGGACCCAUCCAGACAAUGGUCGGUCCCGAAGAGAACCAGGAGUAUGUGAGAACAUUAUACGACUUCACGGGAAGCGACGCCGAGGACCUCCCGUUCAAGAAGGGGGAGGUUCUUAUCAUCCUUGAGAAGCCAGAGGAACAGUGGUGGAGUGCCAAAAACAGAGAGGGACGCGUUGGGAUGAUCCCUGUCCCUUAUGUAGAGAAAGUGGUGCGACCCUCUCCCCAUCCUGGCCAUCCUAUCCAUGGAUCUCGCAAUUCCAACAGCUAUGGGAUCCCAGAGCCGGCCCACGCCUACGCUCAGCCCCAGACGCCCCCUGGCACACCUGGAGCAGUUAUCUCCCCCUUACCCUCAGUGCAGAAUGGCCCGGUCAUUGCAAAGGCUAUCCAGAAACGAGUGCCUUGUGCUUAUGACAAAACAGCUCUGGCUCUAGAGGUACAGUAUGUCAUCCAUCAGUUCUCUCUAAAAUUAUAGGUUGCUUUAAAAACU